Molecule: messenger RNA, 2955 nt
Organism: Misgurnus anguillicaudatus (oriental weatherfish)
Lineage: Eukaryota; Metazoa; Chordata; Actinopteri; Cypriniformes; Cobitidae
Source: RefSeq, a predicted model, not a curated record
GCUCAGGCUCGCCGCGCGCCCGGACACAGUCAGUGCGCGGGCACGCGUCAGAGGCCACUCGGUCAAUUUAUCCAACAAGUGCACGUUUUUCUCCUCACUCUCUCUGUCUUUGGGACCGGUCAGCAAAUUUUAUUUCUUUUGAAAUGUCAGUCACGCAUGUUAGUUACAUUGAAAAGACUGCACGGGCGACGCGAGGAGCUUAUUGACAAAAAGUUUAUUUGUUUAUUGACCAAACGCCGCAACUUCUGGAGAAUUGGGAAAAAUGGCGAUGUGCUUGUUAAAACGUUUGCGGCGUCCUAGUCGUUAAAGCAUAAGGUGUUAUUAUUUUACGUAGUUUUAAUUACUUUCAGAGUACACGUUUGGUUAUUUGAUAUGUUAUUGGUGAGGUAAAACAGUAGUAAACAAUAAGGUAAAGGGGUAGGGCGCGUGCUGGCGAAGAAAUCUGACAGAAAGUAAUGGAAAAUGACGAACCCGAAUCACCGGACCUGAGCCCUGCCAACACUCAGAGUAGACGAGGAACUCCAGGGCCUAAGAAAUCCCAUUUGACUCAGAUAGAAGUGAUCCCAUGUAAGAUCUGUGGAGAUAAGUCAUCAGGUGUUCAUUAUGGAGUUAUUACCUGUGAAGGUUGCAAGGGGUUCUUCCGCAGAAGUCAAUCCUCUAGUGUACAGUACUCGUGCUCCAGGCAGAGUAACUGCCCCAUCGACCGCGCCAGUCGAAACCGCUGCCAGAGCUGCCGACUCAAGAAAUGUGUCGCUCAGGGCAUGAGCCGUGAUGCUGUGAAGUUUGGCCGCAUGUCCAAGCGUCAGCGAGAUUCACUCAUUGCAGAAGUUGAGAGACACCGACAGCAGCAGCGUCUUCAGGCUAACUCCAUCCAAGAACCGCAGUCUCUUCCGGCCUACCGGGCCGGCAAAGAGCCCAGAGAACAGUCGUCCCAUCUCAUCCCCCCUCUCUCCUCACCCUACCCCUAUUCCCCUAUUGAGCCCGACCUGUCAGGUUGCCCAGUAGAGGUCCAUCCUUAUCUGGGGUGCCACGUACCCGAGUCCCAGGCUGUAGGUCUGGCCUAUAGAGUCACCCACAGGAGGGGUGAAAGCAAUAACCUGUCAACUGGGAGAGGGGUUGACUCCACAAGAUCUACACCAGAAGCCAUCUUAAACAUGCCAGGCAGUGAAAUGGGGUUUCGACCUUUUGACCCAGAGAGCUCAUUUUUUUCCUACCCGACCUCUCUGCACGUAGAGGAGCUAUGUGCAAGUAUUUUACGUUCCCACAGAGAGACGACUCAGUAUCGUCCAGAGGAGCUGCAGGGUCUCAGAUGGAAGGUUUUUAGCAGGGAGGAGACCCAUGCCUACCAGAGCAAGUCAGUGGAUGAGAUGUGGCAGCAUUGUGCAGUACGGUUGACCGAUGCCGUUCAGUACGUGGUGGAGUUUGCAAAGCGUAUCCCAGGAUUCCGUCAGCUCUGUCAGAAUGAUCAAAUCGCUCUGCUUAAAAGUGGAUCUAUGGAGGUGGUUUUGGUCCGGAUGAGUCGGAUGUUUAACACAGAAAACAACACAGUAUUUUUUGAUGGCAAAUUUGCUGGAACAGAACUUUUCAAGUCUCUCGCAUGCAGUGAUCUAAUAGCGAACGUGUUCGAUUUUGCUCACAAUCUGUGUAUGCUGAGACUGACAGAACAGCAGAUGGCAGUGUUUUCUGCUCUUGUCCUCCUCAACGCAGAUCGGCCGUGUCUGGAAAACAGAGAGAGAGUUCAGAGAGCACGGAGAGAUGUGGAGCUUGCUCUUAGUCACAUUCUGCAUAGAGACAAUCAGGAAACUCUGCUGCAUAAGCUGUACCAGAGGAUGCCGCUGCUGAAGUCUCUGUGCUCGCUGCAUAUUGAGAAACUGCGAUGGUUUCGUCAACUGUACCCGCUCACUGUACAUUCGCUCUUUCCUCCGCUAUACAAAGAGCUGUUCGGCUCCGACACAGACAUCCAGACACUGGCUACUCACUGACACACAUUUGGUUAGCAGAUAGUUGCUGUUUGAAAUAAAUGGCGUUUGCAAUCAGGCUUUAAAUGUACUAUUUGAUAUAAAUAUAUUUUUGUUACGCUGACAAGAACAGAAAAUAAUGUUAACAGAUUUUUGUGCAAAUUUUAUUAGCUUAAAUGCUAUUAAGAUAAUAUUUUUGAGACUAUACUGUAUAAGAUUAAAGUUAAAUGGUGAUAUUUGCAAAUCUCAGAUUUAAACCAACAUUGUUUUCGUCAAUGCCUAGUUUGGACCAGGAAGAAGUUCUGACAUAAGUAAAUAUUGGAGUUAUUGUACUUUUUAAUUCACAGGCAGUAUAGAUGGAGACAGGUGCUUGCCAUGUAAAAUGAAGCAUAAUACACUUAUUGCAUUAAUUUAAAUAUGGUCAACUGUUUUGACACCUUACGUGUCGCUGUUUUUGUACUUUUUUCCACUAAAGCUUGUCCUGGCACAUGUAAUCUUCAUCUUUUAAUAAUUUCACGUGGAUUUUAGAAGAAUUACAUGACUGUGAAGUGUGUUCUCACUGUGUUUUUUGUUUCAUUUUCAACUUAUCCAAGUCAUCAAGUUGAAUAUUUGGUAAUAUUUAUGCUCAGAGUUUUAAAAAAAUUAGAGUACUUGAAAACUGACAAAUACUAUAAUGCUAUAUUAUAAAUUAUGCUUAUUUUAGACAAUUUGAUUUAAAACGGUUGUAUUUUGGUUGAAUGCAAUUCUUAUAUUUGUAGAAAUCUUAAAAACUUCUCAAAUGUUUAUUUGUAGGAGUUUUAUUUGUGCUUUAUGAGGUCCGCGUGCAAUUUUGUUUAAUGUUCCCAUGAGCUUUUUGCUGUUUCUGUUGUGUUUUGUGUUAGCUUUAACUUAUCACUUUGUUCAAGGUUUAUGCAACCCUGUUUUAAAGCGAAUACUCUGCUAUCUAUUGUGUUUUGCUGCUUUGCAGAAGAGGCCUCAAAUAAACUCCUGAAAAGUA